Molecule: messenger RNA, 1767 nt
Organism: Periconia digitata
Lineage: Eukaryota; Fungi; Ascomycota; Dothideomycetes; Pleosporales; Periconiaceae
Source: the annotation of a GenBank genome assembly
CCCAAACCAUUCCCAGAUUCGACACCCGGUUUUCCUUCACUGAUCGACUAUUCCACAUGUUUCGCAUGCGUUGCUAGCCAACUUCCGCAUCCAGUCGAAUGUCGGCAUACCGUGCAUGACGUUUACCUAAUGCCACCACCCGACUUCGCGCCACCUACCAAAGCCUGCCAUAAUUGCAGGAAACGACGCUGGAAGUGUGACCGCUCUGUGCCCGUCUGUCACAAAUGCUUAUCAACCGGGGUAGAAUGUUUGGGCUAUGGAAAGCUGUUCGUAUGGAACAACGGUGUGGCGAGUCGAGGGAAGAUGAUGGGAAAAUCCUUUGGAGAAAAUCGAGCCGAAGAAACGAACGCACAUACUUCGCAUGAUGACUACUCAGAAUCAGCAGUCAUACCAUUAUCGAAGAAUCACUUCUACCAUAAUGCGGACCAAAUACACUAUCCGAAUGACCAGCGCGAAGACACGACAGAGACAGUGUCCUGGCCUCUACUUGACCCUCUCCUCAGGGAUCUUAGUCCCCCCGCACGUUACUACCUUCACCACUUUGCGGAAAAUCUAUGUGAGACCCUAGUAGUGUAUGAUGCACCAGGACAGAACCCCAUGCGAGACCUCAUACCCGCGAUAAAAAGUCAUCCAUCGCUCCUUCAAAUCAUAUUGGCCAAUUCCGCCUUUCACAUAUACAAUACCACGAAAGAACCGUUAAAGCAGUCCUCGUACCAACAGGCUUCAGAAUCUUGCCUUGUUGUUCGUAACCAGGACAUCUGUCGUCCAGGCGGUCCUAUGAAGCUUUAUUACCGUGAUGCAUUGGUGGCCAAACAGAAAGCCUUGUCGCUACUGGCACAAGUGGUGACAUCGGUCAAUAACUCAAACAUCGACAUGGUAUUGGCAGUCAUUCUUUUCUUCAUCAACUACGAUCUCAUCGAGUCCGGCCGUGAUAAUUGGAAAGUACACAUGGAAGGUGCGAAGAAGAUAGUUGACCUUCUCGGUACACCCGCAUACCAGCAGCGCCCGAUAAGUCGGUUGCGGCUCCACGUCAUCUCAGACUUUGUUGUGUUCUGUGUUCUUGGAUCCACCUUCACAUUCUCGACUAUACCGAAUCUCAUUCCCAAAUCUAUUGACCUGGAACCCAUACUUAAAUACGCAGAAACCAACAAUUACCUGUCAUGUCCAAAGCCAUUGCUACGUAUCAUGAUUCAAUCAUCCGAGCUGCAAGACUUACGAGAUCCACUUUCGAACGAGAUUGCCAACAAGGUGCAUGAUCAGAUUGGCAAUCUGAUUUUAGCGACCUUGAAUUUCGACCCCACUCAAUGGUCUAUCAACUUUGAACCUACGUCCCCUGCCGAGGAUCUGGAACAGCGUAAACGCAUAGCCUCCGCUCAUCGGGCAGCAGUCUGCAUCUACCUCGCACGCUUUCUUCCCAGUACCGACCCUCUGCUAGACCCAUCGAGUGACUCCGGUCUCGUCAGUCUGACUGCCCUUGCUGAUGAAGUUGUCCACCAUUUGUCGUAUCUGCAGCCUGGAGAUACCCUCUUUAAGUCCAUAAGUUGGGCUCUGUUCCUCGCCGGUGCAGAAUCAGAGGACCCUGCGCAACGCAUGUGGAUUAUGGAUCGCUUGGACGCUUUCUACAAUGUCAUGUUCUGGGGGUAUAUUCGGACGGUGAAGAAAGUGUUGGAGACGAUUUGGACGAUCAAGGACCAUGCGGUGGAAGGAUCAGAGAGCUGCUGGGUUUCGGAAGUGAAGGUAUUAGGACAGGAGAUUUUGAUCGCAUGA